UUUUUUCUCGUCCGGGUGGAGCGUUUCGAUGUAAAUUGCAAUUCAAUUUUUAAGGAGUAUCAACAAAAGUUUGCUCUAAGUCUAGUUAGAAUAUUCCAAAAUAAACGAAAUUCGUUGCAAAAAUUAAACACAAACAAAAGGAAUAUUUGAAUGACUCUAAUUUGGAGAGUUUGUGUGCGGGUGUGCGGUAAAUUUACAGUUAGUUGCGCAAAAAAAGCGCAGCCAGACAGUCUGAAAAAUCUAUAGAAAUACAAAAUUUUCCUUUUUGCCGGCACUAAAAACCGAAAGUGGCCGGCCGUAAGAGUACCCUCGAUUUUGAUGAGCAGCCAACAGAGAUUUCCGGUAUCCAGACAAAUGGCGAGGCGGAGUCCCAUGCUCCAGGCUUCCAAUGCGGCAAAUAGUUCUAUGAAAUAAUUUUCGUUGCGUACCACCAGCUAGCUACGUACGCCCUAUCGUCGACCGUCCCGUCCCGCCCCCCUGAACGCCUCCGUCCCGCCCUCAUCCGCUUGGCCCUGCGUGGAGGCAAAUCAGAGAGAGAGAGUCAGUAAAUGGAAUGAAAAUAAAAUAAAUCAAAACCGCAAAGCCAGCGAAACGGAGCAGAGUUGACAAAAAAAAUAAGAAAAGAAAUAUAACAAAGUAAAAGGCCAGAGGAAAAUCACAUAUAAAAUUCGAAAGCGAACGAAUGAAAUCAAAAAACCAACAUAGAGUAACGUGGCCAACACGAAAGAAAUCAUCACAACUUGCAACUGCAACAGCCAUACAGUUUGUAAUAGUAAUUUGAGGAAUUCGAGCCAGUUCCGGCCACUAGGAUGAAGGGCAACUAUACCAGUCUUGGCACGUACAGUGGGAUCAAUGCCGGUGGCAAUGGCAAAAUGUCGCUGGGCAAAUCCAUCAAAAUGUACCUGACCAUUUUCAUUUUGACCACAUGCAUUUACAUGGCUCUCUAUCAGUAUCACAUAUCCCGCGAGCCCUUCGCCGCCAGCGAAGUUGUCAAGCAUCAAGAGAAAUCAUCGUCAUAUAUCGCUUCAUAUUUGUGGUCACCCAUUUCCUUGCUAAUGGCCAAUAGUUCCUCAAACACUAUUAACAAUUCCAUAACAACAACAACAACAACAACGACAAGCACAACAACAGCUCCAACAGCAACAACAACUAGAACAGCUGGUCAAAAACUGACUGCCUCCGCCUCCAUUCGCAUGGUUUCAUUAGCUGCCACCAUACCCACAUUGAUAAGUUCGUCAUCGGAUUUGAGAUCGGGAUCGUUGGGUGGUCAUCCUCAAAAAACUGCAACCACUAAAACUACUACCACGACAACCACAACAACAACAACAGCCAGUGGGUUGGCCACAGCAACAUCAACAAGAACAACAACCACAGCUAAAACAAGCGCAAAAACACCUGCGGCUACCACGCCCACUGCCGGGCACAUGGAAAACGCUCAUAAGACUCGACCAACAUUCGUUGCCGCAUCCGUGCCCCCGCCCCUGUACAUAAUCACGCCCACCUACCGACGACCCGAGCAGAUGGCGGAGCUUACCCGGCUGGGUUAUACCCUGAAGCAUGUGGUGAAUCUACUUUGGCUGGUCAUCGAGGAUGCCAACAUAACGAAUCCAUUGGUGUCCCAUACUUUGGAUCGAAUUGGUGUGCCCUAUGAGUACAUGUUGGCGCCCAUGCCGGAGAAGUACAAGCAGACGAAGAAGGCCAAACCCCGUGGCGUCUCCAAUCGGAAUCGAGGGCUUGAGUAUCUGCGGCAACAUGCCACCGAGGGAGUGCUCUACUUUGCCGACGACGACAACACCUACGACAUUAGCAUAUUCGAACAGAUGCGCUACAUCACCAAGGUGGCCAUGUGGCCCGUGGGGCUGGUAACAAAGACCGGCGUAAGUAGUCCCAUAAUUCAGGAGGGCAAGCUGGUGGGCUUUUACGAUGGCUGGAUCGGUGGACGUAAAUAUCCUGUGGAUAUGGCCGGAUUUGCAGUAAACGUUAAGUUCCUGAAGGAACGGCCCAACGCCCAGAUGCCCUUUAAGCCGGGUUACGAAGAGGACGGCUUCCUCCGUAGUCUGGCGCCGCUGGACAAUAAGGAAAUCGAGUUGCUGGCCGACGACUGUCGAGAUGUUCUUACGUGGCACACGCAAACGAAGAAGAACGCCCCCGCCCAGGAGCUGAACAGGACGCGCUACAAGAACACAAACCUGGAGUAUAUAGACAAGCUGCUGGUCCGCCCAUAGGGACAUUGACUGUAGUUAGCUAGUUAGGCUUAGCUAGGCAAUGCUCAUCGUAUUUACGGUGGCUUGCUAAAACCAUUUUGACCGUGGCUCUGACGGGUUGUACUGGUACAACCCGGCGCACGGAGAAACCAAUCAGAUUUGAUCAGAUCAUUAGUCGGUGUACAUUAUUAUCAUAAUCAUACGGAGUAGUUAGGCUCUAAGCGCACACACACACGCACCUCUAUGAUAUAUAGUUCACGGCACCGUAGGCUUUGUUUGACCCCGUACACGUAUUCCUAACGUACGCACAUCUAAAAAAAUACCUUAAGUAAAAGUAUUGUAUCAUAUCGCUGCGUCCAUGACUAUUUUGUAAAUAAUCGCAAUGAUUAAUUUAAGCUACAAGUUUAUUUUACACUCUAAGUUAAAAAAAAAAACGCAACGAAUUGGAUAAGAUGUUCCUAGACCAAAGAAAAGGCAGCCCCUUAAGUUCUGCAUUCAAACCAUUCCCUAGGGGAAAAUUCAAUCACCAAAAGAAAGCAAGGACUUCCUUAUUCGUGUGAGUUCAAGGUCGGAAGCACAACAGCAAUCAAUUAGGGCAAGGUGUCAACAAAGACUUAUUUCCCCGAAAUCCUCCUGCAACCGGGGCAAGCGUUUCAAUAAUUCAUGCCGACAUAUGGAUGGUUCGUUCUAGGGGCGAGUGGCACAGAUAAGUCGCCUCUUUCCACCAGCGAAACCAAAUCGCGUGCCUCACUAAAAUUGCACGAAACAAAAAAAAAGAAAGAAAAAUUGGAUACAAACAGGACGAAGGGGACAUAGUUUAAACAUUGUAAUGGCUCCUGCUAAUGGGACUGAAUGGCUCAAAAGUUUGGCAAAAUCAAUUUUAUUCCAAACACUGCACGAGUUUUAUGUGUUGAAUGAGAACUCUUAUUUUGAAUAUGCCUAAGAAAAUGCGUUUCUUUUCUGAUUUUUCCGAAACGGGUUUCCAAAGCAACACUUUGUGCACACUAUUCUUAUAAGUAAGUUAAGUUUAUAAAGAAAAUUUAUAUUGAAGUUAUGAACUGCACUGAAAAAUCGCCUACUACAUGUAAAUAAUAAUCACCAAAUAUUGUAACCAAAUUUUUACACAUCCCCCAGCAAAGGCAGGGACAAUGCGCAGGGAUGGGAGGAAACUAUGACAAAUGGUAUUACGAAAUUUAUACAAUUUAUACAAUUGAAUAUGGAAUAUGGAAUACGAUAAGCCGCAAAGCAAUUAGUUAGGUACUUAUAAAAAUCUUAAAAAAAAUAUAAAUAAAUAUUAACAAUCGAGUAUGAAAGAGAGCUCGCAAGCAAGUAACUUAAAAACUUUUCAAGAAUAUCGAAAAAAAAAAUGUUUCAAAUGAAUACUAAAGAUACAGAAAUACGUCUAAAACUAUUCUCUUAUUCAAGUAAACUAAAAGAUACAAUGUUUAAACCUGACAGGACUUAUAGCAAGGAACUUCAAUCAUUUUUUAACAAAAUACAAAAUACCUUUCAAUAAAUUGAUAAACUUUUCUUAAGAAUUUUCAAAAGUAAA
Messenger RNA from Drosophila eugracilis, 3756 nucleotides. RefSeq names its product galactosylgalactosylxylosylprotein 3-beta-glucuronosyltransferase P. Gene Ontology annotation, biological process: chondroitin sulfate proteoglycan biosynthetic process; carbohydrate metabolic process. NCBI's taxonomy places the organism in Eukaryota, Metazoa, Arthropoda, Insecta, Diptera, Drosophilidae. Bases 810 to 2225 code for a protein of 471 amino acids. Gene Ontology annotation, molecular function: galactosylgalactosylxylosylprotein 3-beta-glucuronosyltransferase activity. The record is from RefSeq and is a predicted model, not a curated record. The transcript has 9 exons. Gene Ontology annotation, cellular component: Golgi membrane.